This is a messenger RNA of Haliotis rufescens (red abalone), 989 nucleotides long. RefSeq names its product 1,2-dihydroxy-3-keto-5-methylthiopentene dioxygenase-like. The transcript is spliced from 5 exons. Gene Ontology annotation, molecular function: acireductone dioxygenase [iron(II)-requiring] activity. Bases 162 to 974 code for a protein of 270 amino acids. NCBI's taxonomy places the organism in Eukaryota, Metazoa, Mollusca, Gastropoda, Lepetellida, Haliotidae. The record is from RefSeq and is a predicted model, not a curated record.
CACGUCCAUGAGAUAAUGACGACCUUCAACUACAUUGCAGCGUAUCAGUGACGACUGCAGUUGUACCUCAAUAUAAAUGUUUAAUCUACCCGCACGACCACCAUCAGUGUCACCCUGUGCCUACGCUACGCAGUUCGUAUCGACUUUCUCAGGUUAAGAUAAUGACGUCCUGUGCGUGGUACCGAGACAUCAGCGAAAACAAUCUCCGAGCCCCCCACAAACUAGACCCCCCGCAAUAUCUGGGCAUAGACGAGCUGUACAAGAAGACAGGUGUCAAGUAUGAGAAGAUCCCAGAUUCCGUGUGCAACGAUAGUGAGGCUCUACAGCGAUUGCCGUCUGAGCGGAAGUACAAGUUCCAUGACUACAUGGAGAUGCAUCGUGACGUAUUGAAGGAUUACGAUAAUAUGAUGAAGGUGUUCUAUGAUGAGCACUUACACGAGGACCCCGAGAUUCGCCUGAUCGUGGCUGGGUCAGGCUUCUUUGAGGUCCGCUCCAUCGAUGACCUGUGGGUGCGCAUCCACGUGCAGAAGGGAGAUCUACUGGACCUUCCACCCGGCAUCUGGCACCGCUUUGUGCUGGACGAUAAGGUGCGUGGUUGUGUGAGUGUGCGGAGGGGCAUCUGCUUUGUGCUGGACGAUAAGGUGGGUGGUUGUGUGAGUGUGCGGAGGGUCAUCUGGCACCGGUUUGUGCUGGACGAUAAGGUGGGUGGGUGUGUGAGUGUGCAGAGGGUCAUCUGCUUUGUGCUGGACGAUAAGGUGGGUGGGUGUGUGAGUGUGCGGAGGGGUAUCUGGCACCGCUUAGUGCUGGACGAUAAGGUGGGUGGUUGUGCGGAGGGGCAUCUGCUUUGUGCUGGACGAUACGGUGGGUGGUUCUGUGAGUGUGCGGAGGGGCAUCUGGCACCGCUUUGUGCUGAACGAUACGGUGGGUGGUUCUGUGAGUGUGCGGAGGGACAUCUGCUUUGUGCGGGACGAUAAGGUGGGUGGUUGUGU